UAUCUUUCUUUAUGUUUUAAAGGGGUAUAUUGCGACCCUAUCACCUGGCCACCAAACAUCGCUAGAAUUACAUGUACACCAAACGUAGCAGGGCCUCCUGUGUGGGGAACUAGAUGCCAGUACACCUGUCUGCCAGGGUACCGUAUUUCAGGAGAUACUACGCGUACAUGUGAGCAUGCCGGUGGAAGUAAAGGGUGGUUACCUACAACAGAUAUCCGGUGCGAAGAGAGCACUUGUGUUGCUAUUCUGGCCCCACAAUAUGGCACUGUAAGCUGCACUAAUGAAAACAAGUACCGCAGUGUCUGUCAGCUCGAGUGCAGGGAGGGGUAUGUUCCUGAAGAUCCCAAUAGAAUAGCUACAAUCUGCCAAGCUGAUGGAUGGGAUGACCAGUUGACUAGAUGCAAAGACUUUCAACCACCGGUCUUCGUCGACUGCCCAGCAGAUAUCGUGGCCUUUGCAGAAAGAAAUAAAGAUACAGCAGACGUUACAUGGGAGGAACCAACCGCCAUAGAUAAAAUUGAUAACAAUAUAGAAGUACCCGUUCCUGUUCAUCUCAGCGAAGGUAGUCCACCGAGGUCCACCUUCACUCACGGACAACACCUUAUAAAAUAUACCGCAACAGAUGCAUUUUCAAACGAAGCAACGUGUUCCUUUAGUGUACUGGUACAAGUGAUCACAUGCCCUCCUAUCAGAUACACGUUGAAAGCGGAGCUUUCCUGUCCAAAUGGAUACGUAUACGGCUCAUCGUGUAGUUUUGGGUGUGAGACAGGCUACCCCGUGGUCGGACCUACUUCAUUUUCCUGUGAAAGAAACUACAGCAACAGUGAACCAGUAGGGUACUGGGAUUGGGGAUCAAGUGGAUCUCAACCCUUCUGUCAAAUUGUACCGUGCCCAACACUUCGGCCGCCGGACAAUGGAGCCCUGGCCUGUGACGGGUGGGCGUAUGGAACAUUCUGCCUCAUUCAGUGUAAUGAGAACUGGGACGUCCCUUUGGACAGUCCGGAAAGAUACGUUUGUGAAACCUUGUCCGGUACUUGGAAUCCCGACGAUGACGUUCCCGACUGUGCAUUGCCACGCGAUCCCGACAGCAUGAACCUACCAUCAGAACUGUACUACUACUCAGGGGACUGCAGGGACCCGGAGACUCAAGUACAGAUUCAAGAGAACUUCAUCGCGAUUCUCAACAGUUCCGACUAUAGUGACAUAUGUCAACUGUUUGUAGAAUGCGCUGCUGAAAACGUGCAGGUAAUCUGCGGUAACGUGACAACGCGCUCCGGUCAGCCGUCCUACCAACUUCAAGUCACGUUUGACUUAACUGUCAAGAUCAAAGCACAGACAAACCAGAAUCCUAGUUACAUCGAUUUAGAAGAUACCCUAUUCGCAAUGGCCAAUAAGAUUGACCAGCGGGUAAAGGGUGGAAACUUCUCCUUAGAUAACGUAACGGCCAUCGAGCUGGAAGUGCAGCCUGACUCUUUCGUAACGAAGAGAUGGACGAAUCUUGUCUGCGAGCCAGGAUUCCUGCCCAACUAUGACACAUACAUGUGCAAGGGAUGUAUCAAGGGAAGUUUUCUGGACGCAGACAAAGGGUCGUGUGAGAAGUGUGAAACCGGGCAAUUCCAAGAUGAAGAUGGCCAAACAACAUGCAAGCCAUGUCCUCCUGGUACAUGGACCGUGAAAAAAGGAAGCAGAGCUAUAGACCAAUGUUUGGUUAAAUGUCAACACGGCUGGUACUCGGACACUGGUAUGGAGCCGUGUGCACAAUGCGAAAUGGCCCACUAUCAGCCAAUGGCAGGCCAGACAAGUUGUCUUAGAUGCCCAACCGGGCAAAUAACGACGAUUGUAGGUGCAAAGGCAAUGAAUGAAUGUAUCGGCAUCGAUUGGGUCUUCAACGUAUCUAGCCGUGUUCAACUAACGCUCACUCCUCAAUCUGAACUGCAAGGGAUAACCUUCUCCUUCUGGAUCCGACCACAAUUGAACUCAUCGGAUGGGUCCAUAGUUAACCUGCAGAAAGAAUCAAGGAUGCUAUUUUCUGUUAAGAAUCCAGGAGGCAUUCAAAUAGCUAUAACAGGCCUACUAAACAGCACAUCUAAGUUUAGUGGCUGGUUGAGGACAGGGGUAUCUUUAGAAGCCGGUAACUGGCAUAAUGUUGUUGUCACCAUGAACCACAUGGAACAAGAAUGCAAAGUGUACGUCGAUGGUGCCAAAUCCUGGUUUCAGAGGCUGCCCAAUGACACAGUCACAGUGUUCCCAGCAAACACGGACAUCUUACUAGGUGACGUCAGUGAAGGCUCUUUUGCUGGCGACAUCAGUGCUUUCAGCGUGUGGAACGGCAGUUUAACGGAGUCUACAAUACAACAAAUGGCACAGAGCUGCUCUUCGGACGACUCCGGGGCCAUAGUGACAUGGGAAGAUGCCUUUACAAGCACCCUGAAGGGUAUAAGGCAGAGGAUACCAUCAAUUUGUGACGAUCACAACGAGUGCGCCCCAAAUCCCUGCGGAGAACACGCAGUUGGUUGCCACGACCUCAUUGGGUCUUACAGAUGUAUCUGUAAGAUGGGUUACACCGGUGCCCAAUGUGAGGUGAACAUCAAUGACUGUCACGAAGGCUCAUGCAGAAACGGUGGAACAUGCGUGGACGGCAUUGCCAACUACACGUGUGUUUGUCCCGAUGGGUUUAAGGGAAAGCUAUGUGAAAAAGAAGUCGUCAAUGGUGGAUGGGGUGAGUGGACAGAGUGGAGCCCUUGUAGUGCUACAUGUGGAAACGGCACACACCAGCGAUGGAGGCAAUGCAACAACCCACCUCCUAAAGAGGACGGCAAAGACUGCGCUGGGCCUUCUACGGAGAGUGGAACCUGCCGCUUGCAAGAUUGCCCAUCUUGCCUGGAGUUAAAACCACCAUACGGUGUCAUCAUGGACUGUUACCGGAAUGACACAGAAGAUAAGAAAUAUUGUCAAAUUGACUGUAGUCCUGGGUUGGAAUUUUCUGAAACACCGUUACCACUGUAUACCUGCGGGCCAGAAUCACAAUAUAAAUGGAAUCACCAAACCGAAAACAACCCUAAUGCCACACUUCCGUCGUGUGCCCAUGGACGAAUCCCUAAGACGUAUUGCCUUGAAUACGAGAUGGAAUAUCUGGAUCUGUACUGCACAUCUGAUGAGGAAAGUCGUCAUAUCGUGGAGUCCAUCCAAAACAUAGGAUCACAGAAUGUCCGGGAUGUAGCCUGUGUCUUGAGAAAUACUUGCAAUGCAACAGUGCAGGUUCAUCAUUGCGGUGAAUUUGGGAAGAACACUUCGCCAGCAUCUCUUGUCCUUGUACUUUGUGGAGGGGUCAGCGGAUCUUUUAACAUUGAAGCACUCGAUGUAAAUGGAAAUGUAACCACUGAAGGGCAUGAUGCAAUACGUAGGCUAUCCGAGACUGUCACAAACCUCGCUUUCGCAGCCGAGGAAAUCAAAAACAAAUCGAGUUCCAAUGACUUCUCCGUCGUAAUUGGUGAUCAGAGCUUUGCUGUCGACGCUAACGGAAGUCAGCCUAGACUCAUUGCGGAUUGCCAACCAGGGAUGAUAGCGCAAAGGAUGGUCUGUGUAUAUUGUGCAUCUGGCACCUACUACCAAAACAAGAUGUGCGUCAGGUGUCCUAAAGGGUCAUUCCAAGAGCUUGAAGGACAGAUGUCCUGUAUCUUCUGCCCGGAAGGUUUUACAACAGUGGGAGUAGGGUCUAACAAUAACUCCGACUGCUACGUGACGAUAGGUAAUUAUGCUUAA
This is a messenger RNA of Branchiostoma belcheri (Belcher's lancelet), 3762 nucleotides long. Its product is annotated as sushi, von Willebrand factor type A, EGF and pentraxin domain-containing protein 1-like. Gene Ontology annotation, molecular function: calcium ion binding. Gene Ontology annotation, biological process: signal transduction. The record is from RefSeq and is a predicted model, not a curated record. Gene Ontology annotation, cellular component: cell surface. The annotation marks the transcript as partial. NCBI's taxonomy places the organism in Eukaryota, Metazoa, Chordata, Leptocardii, Amphioxiformes, Branchiostomatidae. The transcript has 18 exons.